Messenger RNA from Linum trigynum, 1951 nucleotides. The record is from the annotation of a GenBank genome assembly. NCBI's taxonomy places the organism in Eukaryota, Viridiplantae, Streptophyta, Magnoliopsida, Malpighiales, Linaceae.
UCUACCAUCUUGCAAGUUCCGCCGACCAAUGUUUGAUGUAUGACACCAACUUGAGUGUGAGCGGUUGAAGCCACAAAUCCAUUCAAGUCGCGAUCCAUUCACUCAUUAUGUGGUGAGUGGUUUUUAUAUUGAGUGCGGGUUGUAAAAUAGAUAAUCUACUUUAGAUGUGGGUGGACUGUGUUUGAUUCACGAUCCACCCAACUUUUUAACUUCAAACCAUCGAAUCUCUAAACUAUAGUUUUACCUAAAUUAAAAUCCAAAAAAGUUCCUCCCAUUUCUAUCAAAAAAUCUUCUCGUAUCUCUAGUAAUAUUUUCUUCCCAAUUUUGAAUGAAUAACUUCUCAAAGUUAUGGUUAUUGAGGAUAAUUGCAAAUUCUAAAUCGUUUUCGUGGUUGGAAAUCUAUAUUAUAUGUUCGUUUCCUUCUAAAAUUCCUGGUUAACUUUUAUUAUUUGUAUACUAAUUUGGCUUAAGAUAAGACAAAUUAGUUUCAAUAAAACACGGAUUUCACCUUGUAAUCAACUUGGGCAGGAUAAUACCAACGUUAAUGUUGAAGCCAAUCAAUAUGAAAGAAAAUCUUGGGUUACGUUAUAGAAAAAAUACUAGAUUAUUAAUCAAGAAGAAUUGUGAUUUGUUUCAUCGACCGGAAAGCUUAUCAUGGGUUCAUUUGUAAUUUAAAAGGCUUUUAAGAUCAUAUUCUUGGUGAAUCAUCAUAAAUCACGCAAUCGUAAUUCUACAAUUACAAAGCCAUCAUUAUUAGAUUUCCUUUGUCAAUACUGAAAAUCAUGUAAAAAUUCGGAGUGUCGUCUCAAAUUUUUUAACGAAAAAUCGUAAUACAGAGGAAGACAGUGGGGGUAUUUCCGUCUUUUUACCUAUGUUUCAGUACAAUAUAAAAAUCGAUCACCGCUUGUCACAAACUGGGAAAAAAAAAGCACCAGUUUCCAAUACGAAACCAAAAAAUAAGAGCGCACCGACCGUCUUUCUCCCCUGCAGUUGCUCUGCCUCACUAGUCCCCUGCCUCACCGACCGUCUUCUCCAAUGGCGAACCUCGAGCCGGAGAAGCGAACCUUACUGAACCACCACAAGGAGAAACACUUCACUGCUGGCGAGGUCAUCCGCGACAUCAUCAUCGGCGUCUCCGACGGCCUCACCGUGCCCUUCGCGCUCGCCGCCGGGUUGUCCGGCGCCAAUGCCCCUUCUUCCAUCGUCCUCACCGCCGGCCUCGCCGAGGUGGCCGCCGGCGCCAUCUCCAUGGGACUCGGAGGGUAUUUGGCGGCGAGGAGCGAGGCGGACCAUUACUCCAGGGAAUUGAGGAGAGAACAGGAAGAGAUCGUCGCCGUCCCCGAUACAGAGGCGGCGGAGGUGGCGGAGAUCCUGGCGGAAUACGGGAUUGAGCCACACGAGUACGCGCCGGUGGUUGCCGCUCUGCGUAAGAGGCCUCAAGCUUGGCUUGAUUUCAUGAUGAAGUUUGAGCUGGGACUGGAGAAGCCGGAUCCAAGAAGAGCGGUGCAGAGUGCGUUGACGAUCGCGAUUGCAUACAUCAUCGGGGGAUUGGUGCCUCUCGUUCCUUACAUGUUCAUUGCUAGGGCUCAGGACGCGGUGAUUGCGUCGGUCUUCGUGACGCUAAUAGCGUUGCUGCUGUUUGGGUUCGCAAAGGGUCAUUUCACGGGGAGCAGGCCUUUCAUCAGUGCCUUGCAAACUGCACUUAUAGGUGCCAUUGCUUCUGCCGCUGCGUUCGGCAUUGCUAGAGCUGUUCAAACUUGAUGGUGCAUGCCUGCUAGCCUCGGCUUUACACUCUUACAACGUCUGUGUAGCGGACUGGAAUCUUGGGUGACAAUGUUUGUUGUUUCUCGAUGAUAAUAUAGUUAUAGUCACGGUUUUCAAUUGUUGCUAAACACGAUCAUACCAUUACUGAUGCACCGAAUUUCAUCAUAACUAAAUCGAAAGGCACACA